AUGUUUGAUGUGGCUCCCCCUCCCCAGAACCCGUGCCCUUCUCUCCUCUCCCCAGGGGACACGGCCAUGUACCAGGAAGGCGCCUACUGGAUCAGGGGACGGACCUCGGUGGACAUCAUCAAGAGCGGAGGCUACAAGAUCAGCGCCCUGGAAGUGGAGCGCCACCUGCUGGCCCACCCUAGCAUUGCAGAUGUGGCCGUGAUCGGUGCGCCAGACAUUGUCUGGGGGCAGAAGGUCAGCGCUGUGGUGGAACUCCACAAGAGCCAGGAAUUGUCUCUGCAGACCCUCAAGAAAUGGGCCAGGGAGAGCAUGCCCUCCUACACCAUCCCUUCGGAGCUGCUCCUGGUGGAGGAAAUCCCCCGCAACCAGAUGGGCAAAGUGGAUAAGAAACAGCUCCUCAAGCAAUUCUACGGCGCCUCUGAAAGCUUCCGCCUCUGACCGGUAGAACCGGGCUCCCUGCGGCCCAAGAGCAGCACUGGACGCCCGUCCUCCAAAACCGGACUCUGGUCCUUGGCGGUGGCCUUUCCUUUACUCGCCACCCGGCAGACCGAAGAGGACCUGAGGAUUCAGGCUUUGCGCUGCUCUGCCGCCUCCUACGCUGGCCCUCCAAAGACAUGGGGGGUGGGUGGGGGGAGAGGGCCCGGCCAGGCAGAAGCCACAGCCUCCCUGGCAAGGCCUUCCCUCGGCUGAGCCAGAGUGCAGGAUGGGAGAACACGGGCCCCGCCCUCCCCUUCCCUCUGGAGGAUGGAAACCCCCUCCCCCAGGCGCACCUGCGGAGCCAAGGGAUCCGAUGCGGAGUUAAUCAUGUGUGUGUCCAAGAGAGAAGCGGGUGUUCCUAUCAUCUGACCCCCCCUUUUCCAUCCUCUUCUGCACCACUCUGGCUUUUUAGAAAUCCACCUUAAAUUUAUAGGUACAUUUCUAUUCCUGAACGUAUUUCUCCAAGGUCCCUGAGCAAUAAUCCUCCUUUCCGGUGAGCUGGAGAAGUUUGUGGGUUCUUUGCAGCUGCCACUCCCCUUCCGCUUUCUGUGGGUCGCCUGACUAGGCACUGUGGCUGCCCUGCAAGGGAGGGAGGGAUUCCGAGGGUCCCGGCGGGUGUGAUGCUCGGGGGGAUUCCGUCUCUCCCCUGGCAUCAACCGCUGGGGCCAGAGGAGACUCUGCGGCUUUUGCCCAUUCAUUCAGUAUCCUUUGAGGGGGGGGGUGGCUUCUCCCCACCAGCAUUCCUCUCUUUUUCUUCCCCACACUCUCUUUCCGAAGAACCCCUCCCCCCUUUUUUGUGGUGCAGUAAAAGGGGCCUUCAUUAGAGGGAUUUUUUUAUUAUUAUUAUUAUUAUUUUUCAAAACAAACACAACA
Molecule: messenger RNA, 1350 nt
Organism: Thamnophis sirtalis
Lineage: Eukaryota; Metazoa; Chordata; Lepidosauria; Squamata; Natricidae
Source: RefSeq, a predicted model, not a curated record